This is a messenger RNA of Emericellopsis cladophorae, 2019 nucleotides long. RefSeq names its product histone deacetylase RPD3. Gene Ontology annotation, molecular function: histone deacetylase activity. The record is from RefSeq and is a predicted model, not a curated record. The transcript is spliced from 4 exons. Bases 1 to 2019 code for a protein of 672 amino acids. NCBI's taxonomy places the organism in Eukaryota, Fungi, Ascomycota, Sordariomycetes, Hypocreales, Bionectriaceae.
AUGGGUGACGACGAAGCCAUGGCAACCCAGCUGGGUUCAAAGGCUCUGAACAACGACUCGUCUCCAAAGAAGGUCGCUUACUUUUACGACUCGGACAUUGGCAAUUAUGCCUACGUCACGGGCCAUCCCAUGAAGCCGCACAGAAUCCGUCUCGCGCACAGUCUAAUUAUGCAGUAUGACUUGUACCAGAAGAUGGAGAUUUACCGCGCGAAACCUGCCACGCGCGGAGAGAUGACGCAGUUUCACACCGACGACUACAUUGACUUUUUGCAAAAGGUCACGCCCGACAAUAUGGACAGCUACAUGCGGGAGCAAGGAAAGUACAACGUGGGCGACGACUGCCCCGUGUUUGAUGGCCUCUUUGAGUUCUGUGGUAUCAGCGCCGGUGGCAGCAUGGAGGGAGCAGCGCGAUUGAACCGCCAGAAAUGCGACAUUGCGGUCAAUUGGGCGGGUGGCCUUCAUCACGCGAAGAAGUCGGAGGCAAGUGGCUUUUGUUACGUCAACGACAUUGUCCUCGGCAUUCUCGAGCUCUUGCGAUUCAAAAAGCGCGUUCUGUACAUCGACAUUGACGUGCAUCACGGCGACGGCGUGGAGGAAGCUUUCUACACGACCGAUCGCGUGAUGACAGUCUCUUUCCACAAAUACGGCGAAUACUUUCCUGGAACGGGCGAGCUGCGUGAUAUCGGAAUCGGUCAAGGCAAAAACUACUCGGUCAACUACCCACUGCGCGACGGCAUUACGGACGAAUCGUACAAAUCCAUCUUCGAGCCUGUGAUCGAUGCGGUCAUGAACUAUUAUCAGCCCGAAGCUGUUGUUCUUCAGUGUGGUGGAGACAGUCUCUCGGGAGAUCGACUGGGCUGCUUCAAUCUGAGCAUGGACGGCCACGCUAACUGUGUGAGCUUCGUCAAAAGCUACAAUCUACCGACUCUGGUGCUCGGUGGCGGUGGCUACACCAUGAGAAACGUUGCCCGUACCUGGGCCUUUGAGACUGGCGUGCUUGUUGGCGCCAAUAUGCAACGAACAUUACCAUACAAUGAGUACUACGAGUAUUACGCUCCUGACUUUGAGCUAAACGUCCGAUCCUCCAACAUGGAGAAUUCCAACAGUCGCGAAUACCUUGAGAAAAUAACAGCACAAGUUAUCGACAAUCUGCGCCAGACUGGACCUGCUCCGUCCGUGCAGUUGCAAGACGUCCCGCGGAAACCGUUUGGUGGCAUGACCGAUGAAGAGGAAGCAGAGCUGGAUGAUCUAGAUGAGGACGAGAACAAGGACGUCCGCAUGUCGGAAAGACAAUGGGACAAGCAUGUCGAGAACGGCGCGGAGUUUGAGGCGAGCGACGAUGACGAGCACGCCAGGGCUAAUGGCGCUACGCGAUCUACCGAAAAGAAGCGUCCGUUUGACGAUCACCGUGAAGCAAACGGAGACGGUGUAAACGGCAAGCGGUCGCGGAGUGCCAAUCAGGAUGAUGAGCAAGGUGCGCAGCCGCCUGCAGGCGAGGUCAACGAGCCCAACGACCCCAACGAUGAUACCAUCGACGACGUGGCUAUGCCAGAACGCCCAGUCGAGGAGCCUGAGACUGAACCAGCGCAAAAGUCGGAAGAGCCUCGAAAGAGCGCAAACGACACCAACGAUGCGACGCAAGUCGACCACGAUGGUGACGUCGGCAUGGACGACGAGGCACCUGCGGAUGAAGCCGUCAUCAAGACCGAGGAAGUCGACACUGAGGCAGCCGCCGCGACAACCGCAGACUCCGCUGCCUCGGCCGACGGCAAGCCGGAAGAAGCAGCCAAAGCCACAUCCGAAGCCAGGGAGGAGCCAGAAGCAGAGGCCAGCAAAUCUGCAGAAAAGCCCGCGGAGGCAGUGGAAGCAGUGGACUCUGCUGGUAAGGAUGCGACAGAGUCCAGUGCUAUGGACGUCGACCCGGAACAACCGAAGACGGGCGAGGACAAGGACAAGGGCGAUCAUCAGGAGCCCGCAAAGGACACAAAGGAGCCUGAAGAUACCACCGCCGCCAGCUGA